AUGGACGACGGAAGGGCCAGUAGGGACGACGAGAAAGACUUCACUUCGAUGAAGGAAAAGAUUCACCAGGUGCAUGUCCUGGGCAAGCGAGCCAACAGUGGCUUCAAGCGAGAAGCUUGGCAUGCCGCAAGAACGAAACUCAACUCCGACCACGCUGUCAGCUACACGAAAGAACAAAUUGUGAAGACGUCCGGUAUUGGGUUCGAGGCGGCAACGUGCCGGUUCAUUUGCUUGGACGGGUCGUGGGCGCAUUUUUUGCGCGACAAGCCGACGAGAUGGAGUCUUUGGCAGACGAAACGCGAAUUUGCCUCGACAUCAACCGCCCCCACUUCCCCGAACCGAGAUGGCGAUUUGGAAUCUGACGAUGGCGAUGACAUUGUCGGCAAAGUCCAAGACUUCUUAGCGAGCGAAAACGAAGGAAGUGAAUCAACGGACGGGUCUGUUGCUGUUGGCCACUCCAACGUGGACAGAAAGAGGACUGUUCAAACACCCAGUGCAAAGGCAAAGCGCAUCCGCCUGACUUUGUCAUCGUCUAUGGUCGAUGAGAUCCGUGGCUUCCGAGAAUCCGGUCGCGAGGAACUGAACGUGGUCCGUGGCAUGCUCGCUAUGGACGUUGAGCGGCCAACAGUAGAAGCGCUAGCCAUUGACCUCCUGCAUGAAGCAUUCGACGACGACAUCUUGCUGGAAGAAGAACUCUCCUUUGCCUAUGAGGUUCUGGAGUGCAAGGCGAAGGCAGCUCAAUCUGUCCGUAUGAAGGACAUGCGAGAGAAGUCUGGCUGCGUCGACAGAUUGCCGUGA
This is a messenger RNA of Aphanomyces astaci, 798 nucleotides long. RefSeq lists its product as hypothetical. NCBI's taxonomy places the organism in Eukaryota, Oomycota, Saprolegniomycetes, Saprolegniales, Verrucalvaceae. The transcript has 3 exons. The coding region runs from base 1 to 798 and encodes 265 amino acids. The record is from RefSeq and is a predicted model, not a curated record.